This is a messenger RNA of Zea mays, 1558 nucleotides long. RefSeq names its product ribulose bisphosphate carboxylase/oxygenase activase 2, chloroplastic. The transcript has 12 exons. Gene Ontology annotation, molecular function: ATP binding; ATP hydrolysis activity. Lineage: Eukaryota; Viridiplantae; Streptophyta; Magnoliopsida; Poales; Poaceae. Bases 66 to 1361 code for a protein of 431 amino acids. The record is from RefSeq and is marked validated.
CUCCCACACAGACACAGGUCACACCGUCACACGCACACUGCAGCGUGGCGCGGCUACUCCCCGCCAUGGCCACCACCUCCGUCGCCGCCUCCUCUCCCCAUCCCCAUCUGUCCCGCCCCCGCCGGCGGAACUCCAGCGCCACCUCCAGAACCUCGAUCCGGGGCUGCCUCCUGCCCAUCCGAUGCUCGUCCGCCUCGUCGUCGCAACCGCCGGCAACCGGCGGCGAGGAGGGAGAGUCGGGGCGCCGGCGGCUGUCGAAGCAGUCGUCGUGGGAGGACAGAGAUGUGGAGGGGGACGACUACCUCUACCGCCUCGGGAAGGAGGCUGACAACUUGAACAUCACCGUUGGCGCACGGUCCGGCAUCGUCGACGAACUCUUCGUCGGAAACUUCCUCGGGAAAGACUCGGAUAUCGUGUUCGACUACCGGCAGAAGGCAACUAGAACGUUCGAGUACCUGCAGGGGGAUUACUACAUCGCACCUGCCUUCCUCGAUAAAGUUGCAUGCCACAUUGUAAAGAACUACAUUGCGCAUCUUCUUAAUAAUAUCAAGGUUCCCCUAAUACUUGGGAUCUGGGGCGGAAAAGGCCAAGGGAAAACAUUCCAGACUGAACUUAUAUUUAGAGCAAUGGGUGUGGAGCCAGUAAUUAUGUCUGCAGGCGAACUAGAAUCUGAAAAAGCAGGUGAACCCGGGAGGCUAAUACGUGAUAGAUACAGAACUGCCUCCCAAGUAAUCCAAAACCAAGGGAAAAUGAGUUGCUUGAUGAUCAACGAUCUAGAUGCUGGUGUUGGAAGAUUUGGAAACACGCAGAUGACGGUCAAUAAUCAAAUAGCUGUUGGAACUUUGAUGAAUUUGGCAGAUAAUCCUACUAGGGUGAGCAUCGGCCAGAAAUGGAGAGAAUCUGAUGUUACACACAGGGUGCCAAUAAUAGUUACUGGAAAUGAUUUUUCAACUCUAUAUGCACCCUUAAUUCGUGAUGGGAGAAUGGAAAAAUUCUACUGGCAGCCCAACCGUGAAGAUAUAAUUAGUAUUGUUCAUGGCAUGUAUAUAAAGGAUGGAUUAUCUGUUGAAGAAGUAUCAAGAAUUGUAGACGCAUUUCCAAACCAAGCUCUGGACUUCUAUGGAGCUUUGAGAUCCAGGACAUAUGAUCAGGCUAUCUUGGAGUGGGUCGAAGAAAUCGGUGGGCAUGAACAGCUAAAUGAGAAGCUUCUUAAGCGAAAGAAAGGCGAGGAGCUUCCAACGUUUAUACCCCCAAAGCCAACACUGGAAGCAUUGAUUGAGUCAGGGUACUCGCUGGUGAAGGAGCAGGAACUAAUAAUGAGCUCCAAGCUUUCAAAAGAGUAUAUGAAGAACUUAGAAUAGUUUGAUACACGAGAAGGGGUAACUUCUUGUUUUCAGUUUAUUUGGAGCAAUAAUACACCAUCCAAUUUGUUCCAACAUCCAACCACCGGAGUCGAAUCGAUGCUUCGAUUGUCCCAGAAAUCGUGGUGGGUUCAGAUAUGAACUGCUGAAAGGAACGCAUAUCGUCAUUGUCCUUAAUUACUCUCAUCGUGCAUUGC